This is a messenger RNA of Branchiostoma belcheri (Belcher's lancelet), 1983 nucleotides long. RefSeq names its product peroxisomal membrane protein PEX16-like. The record is from RefSeq and is a predicted model, not a curated record. Bases 7 to 1182 code for a protein of 391 amino acids. Gene Ontology annotation, biological process: peroxisome organization. The transcript has 10 exons. Gene Ontology annotation, cellular component: peroxisomal membrane. NCBI's taxonomy places the organism in Eukaryota, Metazoa, Chordata, Leptocardii, Amphioxiformes, Branchiostomatidae.
UCCAUCAUGGCCGCCGAGCGGGAAGGGAAUUUUUUGCUGGGUCUGCCGAGCAAACUUUCCCCCGACAUGGCGAGGGAGAAGCUGCUAGAGCUGUUCGAACGGUACAGAAAGUUCGUCAGCAGCAACCCAGACAUCACCAGUCAACUGGAGUCGUCAUUCCGCGUCGUAUCGUACUUCAUUGCAGGGCGGUUCCAAAACUCCUCGGAGUUGGCUGAACUGGUGUACUCUGCCUCCAACCUGAUAGUGCUGUUGAAUGAUGGGAUACUGCGGAAGGCGGCAAAGCUCAAGACCUCCAUGUCCCUGCCCCAGAAGCGCAUCAUGACAUUACUGACAGUACUGGAGUAUGUGGAGGUGUUUGCUGAGAUCGGUGCUGCUCGGCUGUGGGGAGAGUUGGGCAGGUGGAUCGUCAUAGCAGCCAUUCAGAUUGCUAAGGUGGCCCUGCGAGCACUGCUCCUGUUUAAGCACCAGGCAGGGAUUGUGCGCACCCCUCCCAUCACCCCUCUGGACAGGGAGGCAGACCUGCCGGAUGCCUUCCUCAAGAGCUGUAAGGACAAGAGGAAGUCAGCAGAAAGCCUGGAGAUGGAGGAUCUGGACCAGGUGUUUGUACAGAAGGCUGAGGAGCAGGGCAGGGUGCCUCAGGUCACCUUCAUGGGGACUCGCUCGGGAAGGAAAGUCAGGAGUCUCACUGCAACCCCUCCCCUCUCUCUGAGAGACUGGAAGCUGCCGGGGUUCCACAGAGACUCGCCCGCGGGCCGGACGAAGACUGUCUCGUCCCUGGAGCAGCAGAACCUGCCCCCCACGCGCCUGGGGGGCGCCCGGCUGGUGGGGGAGGCGCUGCACGUGUUCCGCCCCCUGGUGUACCUGUCCUCGCUGGCCACCUGCGGGCGGGCGUCAUGGAAACCAUGGCUGCUGUCCUUCCUGACGGACGUGUCCAGCCUGGCCCUGAUGGGAGACACUAAGGACCUGAACCUGCUGGAGAAAGCUGAGCUGAAGAGACGGUCUCUCAUGCUCCUGUUCUACAUCCUCAGGUCACCGUUCUACGACAAAUAUGCACAGGCUAAGAUCAUCCUGUUCCUGAGGCUCCUGGCCAGCACAGUGCCUGGUGUUGGGCUCAUUAUUGAGCCCCUGAUUGGUUACCUCCCAAACUGGCAGAGGACAUAUUUCUACAACUGGGGAACGUAAGGGAGCCGUGCUUUAUGUUGAAGUGGUGCCCUGUUGAGAUGCCUACAUUUUUGACUUGUAAACUUACUUACUUAGGGCGUCUAAUCUAAAAAUUUGUGUGCCACCCCCGCCAAAUUUUCGUGUGAAAAAGCCUCAUUUCAAAUCCAACUGCCUCUCUCCGCUUGCAUAUGAAAGCAUGUUGCUAACUUCUAAUUUUUACUUAAUGAAACAAUAGUUUCAAUAUUUUUAUGACACUUAAGUGUCAAGGAUACGCUGUGUACUAGCUAUACUGUACAAUGUACCUUUACUGAUACAAAGUCAAAAUUAGAUGCUCCAAUUUUGGGUGCACAAAAGUGCAUAUGCACCCAGUAUUUCAAGCCCUGCGAGACACAUCAUAGUUACAAACUGUACAUGUAAGUUUUAGAUGCCAGACACCAUUCACAGUGGUGUCCAUAUCUCUGCCAUAACAUUUAUGGCAGUCAAACCUGGCCGCAGCGACUGUCUUAAAAAGAUGGUCACAGCAGCAAGGUGGCCACUGUAAACAGGAUUGUUUAUUCUUGGAUCAGUGUGAAAAAUAAUUAGGGAACCAUGAUAAUGUGGCCACAGUGACCAGAUGGUCUGUAAUGUAGAAUAUAUCACUAAAGGAGAACCUGUACUUGAAUGAAAAUCAAUCAAUUCUACCAAAAAUCAAACCUUAUUCUUUUAGCAAAUAAUCGUGUGUUAAAUGAUCGUGACUCUCAUAAUCAUUGCAAUUUCUGUGUGUAUAUAAUUAUAUGAAUUAAAAAGAAUGAUAAGUGCUCGCCUGCAUAAUCUACAUGGAUU